Messenger RNA from Oldenlandia corymbosa var. corymbosa, 801 nucleotides. The record is from the annotation of a GenBank genome assembly. NCBI's taxonomy places the organism in Eukaryota, Viridiplantae, Streptophyta, Magnoliopsida, Gentianales, Rubiaceae.
AUGCGUGUGUUUAUUAAACGCCAUAAAGUCACGCCUUCUCGACGAGAUACAACAGCGCGGAGGCUCCUACUCGACGAGCAAAUCAACCAUGGAUUCCACGAAGAGGAAUUUCGUUCAUCAACCCAAAAUCAGCCGUUCACAAUCCCUAAUUUUCCCGAGGAUCUCAUUGCUGAAAUCCUUUUAAGACUCCCCGCUAAAUCCUUGGUGAAAUUCAAGUGUGUUUCGAAACCAUGGCGUUCUUUGAUCUCAAGCCCGGAGUUCAUCAAAACCCAUCUCGCAAUUGCAUCUGGAAGGGACGAUUAUGGCCACCAUCGUCUGAUCUUUACUGUACUUUCUAAAUCAAGAAAAUUGCGCAACCAGCUGUAUUCGGUUAGUUCUCUGUUGCACAAAUCUAUUUCCGCCGCUAAGGUAGUUAAUAUCGAUAAUCCAUUGCAACAUCCCGAAUCAGUGACCGUUGUGGGUUCUUGCAAUGGGCUGGUUUGCUUUUAUAACAGGAUAGGUGAACUUGUUUUGCGUAACCCUUGCACUAGGGAGUAUAAGAAGUUGCCUGACACGGGUAUAGGAGGGGGCAAUGAGGCUGGUUCCAGUUGGAUUUUCGGGUUUGGUUAUGAUAAUUUGAAUGACGAUUAUAAACUAGUUGGGAUUUAUUGGGGCCUAUAUUCUGAUCCAGACUGUAAAAUCAUUUUGUAUAGCCUAAAGAAUAAUUCUUGGCGCAAGAUGGAUGAUUUAAAGGUUGCGGGUCCCAGUUUUGGCAAAAGGUUUUAUCUAUGCAAGUGGAAAGCUCUAUUGGCCUGUCCAUGA